Messenger RNA from Caretta caretta (loggerhead turtle), 2453 nucleotides. NCBI's taxonomy places the organism in Eukaryota, Metazoa, Chordata, Testudines, Cheloniidae. The record is from RefSeq and is a predicted model, not a curated record.
UGUCCGGGCUUCCAGAGAGUUCGGACAGAGAAGGGUGGAAGAAGCUGAAGACUGAAGCGCAUCAGAGGGGAAAGAUGGUGAAAGAAACGGGCUACUACGACCUCUUGGGCGUCAAGCCAGGCGCCACCUUGGACGAGAUCAAGCGAGCGUACCGGCGGCUGGCGCUGAAAUACCAUCCCGACAAGAACCCCAGCGAAGGAGAGCGGUUCAAGCAGAUCUCACAAGCCUACGAGGUGCUGUCCGACACCCAAAAGAGGUCACUGUAUGACCGGGGCGGGGAGCGGGCCAUGAAAGAAGGCUGCACGGGAGGCCGAGGAGGAUUUGGGUCCCCGAUGGACAUAUUCAACAUGUUCUUCGGAGGAGGGGUACGGAUGCCUGGCCGGCCGGAGAGGAGAGGAAAGACAGUGGUGCAUCCGCUCUCGGUGACCCUGGAGGAUCUGUACAACGGCACCACCCGAAAGCUGUCCCUGCAGAAGAACAUCAUCUGCAGCAAGUGCAAUGGCUGCGGGGUCCGGGAAGGCGUCGACAGCAGGUGCCCCAAGUGCCACGGCACUGGCAUGGAGUUUCACAUCCACCAGUUGGGGCCCAGCAUGAUCCAGCAGAUCCAGACCAUGUGCUCGCAGUGCCAGGGCCAGGGCGAGUGGGUCCGGCCCCUCGAUCGCUGCCUGACCUGCAACGGCAGACGGGUGGUGCGGGAGAAGAAGAUCCUGAAUGUCCACCUGGACAGAGGCAUGCAGGACGGGCAGAGGAUCACAUUCCAUGAGGAAGGGGACCAGGUGCCCGGCCUAGAGCCUGGGGACGUGGUCAUCAUCCUGGAUCAGAAGGAGCACCCUGUCUUCCAGCGCAUCGGCAACAACCUGGUCCUUCGAAAGGAAAUCAGCCUGGUGGACGCUCUCUGUGGCUUCAGGCAAGUUGUCCACACUCUGGACAACAGGACCCUGCUCGUCUCCUCACAGCACGGUGAGAUUCCCAGAGCCAGGCUGGCUCUCCCCCGACCAUCUCCGCCAGCUCCGCACUUUCUUCCCACCCCAAGCAGAGGUCAUGGCGACGGAGGACAUGAAGGAGGUGGAACUGAGCGACUACUUCUCCCAGCCGGGACACUGGUGGCAGCCCCACGCCGGCGAGGCCUACCACGAAGACGACUUCGAGGAGGCCUCACGCCCGCACGUCCAGUGCCACACGUCGUAGCCCCCUGGGCGGCCUCCCCCACCCUGGAGCGGGGGGGUGGGGUGGGGGCGAGGGGGUGGUUCGGAAGGUCGUGCAGUUCAGGGAUGUAAAUAGUUAACGCUGCCAGCGGUCCAGUUCGGCGGAACUAGCGUAGCUCCGGCCUAGCUCGGUCGCUCCCUGGGGGGCGCCACUGAGCCCCUGCGGUGGGAGAAGGCUCAGCACGGGAGUUCCUCGCAUCCCACAUCCUGCCAGCACGUACUCAAGGGCUUAGGAUCCAGCUCACAGUAGUUACCGCCUCUGAGGAGCGUAGUGGUGUAAAAGGGUCCCUGGGCACAAUGCAUCAGGAUCAAUGUCUACAGGGAUCAUUCACAGCUGUCGCUCUCAGGGCCUGAAUCUCAUUCACACCGAAGCCCCUUUAGGACACAAUAAGGAGGCCUUAAAGUGGGAGUAAUUGUACCCCGGGCCCACAGGCGGGCCCUUUCUGUGCAGCCGGAGCGGCAACAAAGAACCUUAGUGUCCUCGAGAAUCAGGUCCUUGGGUUUAAACCCCUUCCAGAUUCUCCACUCAGCCCCAUGGGAAAUUGACCGGCUCUAGUCAACGUGCCGUUUUUGCACUAAAGCUUCGUGCAGUUUCGCGACCUGCCCCAGGAGUUUUGCUUCCUCCUCUGCUUUGGGUGGACUGUCCGGCUUCCCCGCCUCAGCUGCAAAGACGCGCGCGCUCGCUCUCGAGAUCUUCUGUUGCACAUUUAAGCGAAAGGGGCUGUUUUCCCGGGGAGGGAAUAACAGGGACUUAUUAAACAAAGCCACUUUUCCUCCGCUAGGACAAUGCCAGCAGCUUCGCAAAGACACGUCUAUCCACUUGGGUUUUCCAUUGCCUCGCGUUCCCUUAGCGAGCAACCGAAUGUGGAAAGAUUUCUGAGGAGUCCGUGGCACUUAGCUACAAAUAAUCCCGAACCUGGAAUCAGAUCUGCCCGGUAGGAGGUCUCGGGGCCAAGAUCUAGUAUGAGGCGCCUGGGUCUGCUUCGCAGACCUCUACCGCCGAUCCUGUCGGUAGCACUGAAAUCCCAGGGCUUGAUUCCCAGUUGCCCUGCCCUGUUGUUGUUUACACCAGCGCACAGUUGGUGCAAAAUGCUGCUGGAUCAGAACCGGUGUAAAUAAGUGCACCAGGCGUAGGGCAAUGAAGAAUCAGUCCUGCCCACAGGCGUUUGGGGCUUGUAGUGCCAUCUACUGGUAGUCCUGAGCUAUGCGCUAUCCCAGAAUAAAGCAUCGCUCAGCUGUUUCUUUCAA